ACUCCCGGAAGCAGAUUGCGCCAGGGAAGGGCCUCAUCGCUGUGUGUUUCAGUCUACGUGGGUUAAACAUUGCUUCGCUCCGUUUGCUUGGAUUAAACGUGCACUUUGCAGUCCUCACUUCUCCAUACCAGUGAUCUGGGGAUCGCCACGGACGUUAAAAUACCCAUAGCCCCUUCGCCCCUGCAACAGCCACUUCUCCCCACGUUUGAUGUGUGAAUAAUUACAUUGACUGAGAAAGAAACCCAGAAGAGGAAGAAGAGGGAAGAAACAGAGUCAGUGAUGGCUACUCAGGGACCUUUGACAUUCAAGGAUGUAGCCAUAGAAUUCUCUCAGGAGGAGUGGAAAUGCCUGGAGCCUGUGCAGAAAGCUUUGUACAAGGAUGUGAUGCUGGAGAACUAUAGGAACCUGGUCUUCCUAGGUAUCUCUCCUAAAUGUGUGAUCAAGGAAUUACCACCAACAGAGAACAGUGAUACAGGAGAAAGGUUCCAAACAGUGACACUGGAAAGACAUCAAAGCUAUGAUAUUGAAAAUUUAUACUUCAGGGAAAUACAGAAACAUCUACAUGACCUUGAAUUUCAAUGGAAAGACAGUGAAACAAAUGAUAAAGAAGUGCCAGUACCCCAUGAAAACAAUCUUACUGGUAAAAGAGAUCAACAUAGUCAAGGGGAUGUAGAAAACAAUCAUACUGAAAACCAGCUUACAUCAAGCUUUCAGUCACGUCUGGCUGAACUGCAGAAAGUUCAAACUGAAGGAAGGCUUUAUGAAUGUAAUGAAACGGAGAAGACAGGUAAUAACGGUUGUUUAGUUUCUCCACACAUUAGGGAAAAACCUUAUGUAUGUAAUGAGUGUGGCAAAGCCUUUAAAGCAGCUUCCAGCCUUAUUAAUCAUCAGAGGAUACAUACUACAGAGAAACCUUACAAAUGCAGUGAGUGUGGCAAAGCCUUUCAUCGGGCCUCACUACUAACUGUACAUAAGGUAGUCCAUACAAGAGGGAAAUCAUAUCAAUGUGAUGUAUGUGGCAAGAUCUUCAGAAAAAAUUCAUAUUUUGUAAGACACCAAAGGAGUCACACUGGACAGAAACCCUACAUAUGUAAUGAAUGUGGCAAGUCCUUUAGUAAAAGUUCCCACCUUGCAGUUCAUCAGAGAAUUCAUACCGGUGAAAAACCUUACAAAUGUAAUCUGUGUGGGAAAUCCUUUAGUCAGCGUGUCCAUCUUAGACUUCAUCAGACAGUUCAUACUGGAGAGAGACCCUUCAAAUGCAAUGAGUGUGGCAAAACCUUUAAACGGAGCUCAAACCUUACUGUACAUCAGGUAAUCCAUGCAGGAAAGAAACCAUAUAAAUGUGAUGUAUGUGGCAAGGCAUUCAGACAUAGAUCAAAUCUUGUAUGUCACCGGAGAAUCCACAGUGGAGAGAAACAAUACAAAUGCAAUGAAUGUGGCAAGGUCUUCAGUAAACGUUCAAGUCUUGCAGUGCAUCGACGAAUUCACACUGUAGAGAAACCUUGCAAAUGCAAUGAAUGUGGCAAGGUCUUCAGUAAACGUUCAAGUCUUGCAGUGCAUCAGAGAAUUCAUACUGGACAGAAAACUUACAAAUGCAAUAAAUGUGGCAAGGUCUACAGUAAGCAUUCACGUCUUGCAGUGCAUUGGAGAAUUCACACCGGCGAGAAAGCUUAUAAAUGCAAUGAAUGUGGCAAAGUUUUCAGCAUACAUUCACGACUUGCAGCGCAUCAGAGAAUUCAUACUGGAGAGAAACCUUACAAAUGCAAUGAAUGUGGCAAGGUCUUCAGUCAGCAUUCACGUCUUGCAGUGCAUCGGAGGAUUCAUACUGGAGAGAAACCUUACAAAUGCAAAGAAUGUGGCAAGGUCUUCAGUGACCGUUCAGCUUUUGCAAGGCAUCGGAGAAUUCAUACUGGAGAGAAGCCUUACAAAUGCAAAGAAUGUGGCAAGGUCUUCAGUCAAUGUUCACGUCUUACAGUGCAUCGGAGAAUUCAUAGUGGAGAGAAACCUUACAAAUGCAAUGAAUGCGGCAAGGUCUACAGUCAAUAUUCACAUCUUGUAGGGCAUCGAAGAGUUCAUACUGGAGAGAAACCAUACAAAUGCAGUGAAUGUGGCAAAGCCUUUAAUCAGGGCUCCACACUCAAUAGACAUCAGAGAAUUCAUACCGGAGAGAAACCUUACAAAUGUAAUCAGUGUGGGAAUUCCUUUAGUCAGCGUGUCCAUCUUAGACUUCAUCAGACUGUUCAUACUGGAGACAGACCUUAUAAAUGUAGUGAGUGUGGCAAAACCUUUAAACGGAGCUCAAACCUCACUGCACAUCAGAUAAUUCAUGCAGGAAAGAAACCAUAUAAAUGUGAUGAAUGUGGCAAGGUAUUCAGGCAUAGUUCACAUCUUGUAAGUCACCAGAGAAUCCACACUGGAGAGAAAAGAUACAAAUGUAUUGAAUGUGGCAAAGCCUUUGGGCGGUUGUUUUCCCUCAACAAACACCAAAGAAUUCAUUCUGGCAAAAAACCUUAUAAAUGUAAUGAGUGUGGGAAAUCUUUUAUUUGUCGCUCAGGCCUCACUAAACAUCGAAUAAGACAUACUGGAGAGAACCUUACAACUAAAGUCAAUGUGACAAGGCCUUAGACGUUGUCCUAGUUUCUGGAAUCACCGAAUAAUUCAUACUUACUGAUAUACCUUGUAUAUUUACCCCUUCUCUUGAAAUCCCUGUGGAAUUGUAAUCUCCAGUAUUGGAGGUGGGGCCCAUUGGGAGGUGAUUGGAUCAUGGAAGCGGAUUUCUCAAAUUGAGAAAGAUUUAGCAUCAUCCCCUUGGUGUUGUCCUGGCAAUAGUGACUUCUCUUGAGGUCUGGCUGUUUAAAAGUGCAUAGCACUUCCCUGUUGCUUGCUUUCAUUCUCACCAUGUGAAAUACCUACACCCCCUUUGCCUUCCACCAUGAUUUUAACCUUCCUGAGGCUUCCCUAGAGGGUGAUCAGAUGCGAACACCAUGUUUCCAUUUAAGCCUUCAGAAGUGUGAGCCAAUUAAACUCUUCUUUAUACAUUA
Messenger RNA from Nomascus leucogenys (northern white-cheeked gibbon), 3041 nucleotides. RefSeq names its product zinc finger protein 616 (gene ZNF616). Gene Ontology annotation, molecular function: DNA-binding transcription repressor activity, RNA polymerase II-specific. Lineage: Eukaryota; Metazoa; Chordata; Mammalia; Primates; Hylobatidae. Gene Ontology annotation, biological process: negative regulation of transcription by RNA polymerase II. The record is from RefSeq and is a predicted model, not a curated record.